Camelina sativa (false flax) is the source of this 1447-nucleotide messenger RNA. Its product is annotated as putative F-box protein At1g70960. Lineage: Eukaryota; Viridiplantae; Streptophyta; Magnoliopsida; Brassicales; Brassicaceae. Gene Ontology annotation, molecular function: protein binding. The record is from RefSeq and is a predicted model, not a curated record.
UUUAGUUUCUCUAUAUCUCAAAACACAAAAUAUCAUUACACAUACAAAGAAAGAAAAAAAACAAAAAUGGAAAAAUCAAAUUUCGAGUCACUUCCUGAAGAUCUACAAAUACAGAUUUUGUCAUGGUUGCCUCUGAAAUCCUUGGUGACAUGCAUCUGCGUCUCGAAGAAAUAUGCAUCUUUAAUCCGCACGAAAGCAUUCAGAGAUCUUUACUUGAACCGGUCGAUGACAAGGCCUCGAGUGUUGUUCGUCGCCCAUGAUGUAAGAAUCCCGUCAAACAAAGCCGAAGCCUUGUUUCACUCUGUUUAUCAAGAGGAGGAACCAUUUUUGUCGUCUGGUCAACAACUGAUACGUACCAACAAAGGAGAAGUACCACUUGAUGAAGUUUCUCAACCCAUCCGAGGUUUGAUCUGUCUUCGAGGUGGUACUAAUGUUGUCAUUUGCAACCCGGGUGCGAAAAAGUUUCGGCAUUUACCUAAGAUCCAAAGGCCUAACGGAGCAUCCAUAAGAUGUUUUUUCGGAUACGAUGAAUCUACGGAUGUAUUCAAGGUGUCAUGCAUUACACAGUUCGGAGAUGGUAGGCGAACUAAGGAGUUUCAUGUAUACACGAUGACGGAGGAAUCAGUGGAAGACUCUUCUUGGAGACGGAUCACAUGUAACCAUGAUCAUUCACCAGUUACUCAAGGACUAUUCAAAGGAGGUUUCUUGUACUAUGGAGCUCAGCCCAAUAGUGGAAAAUAUCAGGUAAUGAGCUUCAACGUGAGUUCUGAAGAUUUCACUGUCAUUGAAGUACCUGACAGAGGCGAAACCUCUACAGUUGAUGACCAUCGUUGGAAAUUGGUGAAUUACAAAGGGGAAAUUGCCUUAGUAGAUGACUCUGAGUUUAGAAGUGGAAUUGUUGAUAUAUGGGACAACGAUGACAUUGGAAGUUUUGUAUUGUGGGUUAGGAACGAGAUAACAGGAAACUGGAGGAGAGAGAUCGUUAAGAUUCCUCAAUGGCUAGAAACUGUUGGACACCACAAGUUUUUUUUCAAUGGUACCAUUGGAACAAAAGAACUUGUUUUCGCACCAUACUGUUGGUUAGGGGGACACAUCUUUGUGGUGUAUUACGAUAAAGACAAAACAAACCUCAGAAGAUUUGAGAUUGAAGGAAUGGUUGAUGGAUACUAUUAUGUUCGAACCUUCUUGGAUCAUGUUGAUAGUACUUGGCUUAUCUGAAGAAUAAGACUUGGUUGUUCACUCUCUCAAGUCUCAUUGGGAUUGUUGUUUGUCUUCAUUUCUAAUUUUCAUUCUAUUGCGGUUACUCUUUAUUUAUGCUAAAUAAUAAUGAUGUCUAGCUCUCAUGUACUAGUGGUCUUAUUGGGAUUGUUAAUUUUUAUUUCUAUUGUCGUUAACCUUUAUUUUAUGCUAAAUAAUAAUGUUAUCUCUCGACUAUAUCUUAUUGUGA